Messenger RNA from Caenorhabditis angaria, 429 nucleotides. NCBI's taxonomy places the organism in Eukaryota, Metazoa, Nematoda, Chromadorea, Rhabditida, Rhabditidae. The record is from the annotation of a GenBank genome assembly.
AUGAUACCAAUUCUCAUUUUCCUCUCUGCCACGUGGAUUUCAUCAAUCCACAGCUCCACCAGACAACUUCAAGAAUUAGCCAAUGAACACAUGGAACUCUUCAAUGAUAUUGUUCUAUCAAUAAAUCUGACCAAAUUCCGCGAAAACUUCAAAACACCCUAUACAAUUCAUUGGUGUGAUGAUGAAUUUCGCCUCAAAACCACGCAAGUUGAUGUAAUUCGCGAUGAUUUCGAUUAUCCGAUUGGAAGUGAUGCAAGUUUUGGAUUAGGUUUAGUUGCAUUCGCUGCAAAAUGGGUUGUUGAUGACAAAAUUUUGGAGUAUCGAACGCAAGGUUUCAAUAUGCAAAAUAUUCAUCGACUUGAAAAAAUUGGGGAGAAAUUUAUUUUUAGCGAGGAGACGAGACAUGUUUGCCAUGAGAAUUUGUAUUAA